This is a messenger RNA of Mesorhabditis belari, 4008 nucleotides long. Lineage: Eukaryota; Metazoa; Nematoda; Chromadorea; Rhabditida; Rhabditidae. The record is from the annotation of a GenBank genome assembly.
AUGGAAACGGUGUGUUUUUCAGGAGAAUCCAUCUUAUCGAUUCGAAGGAGCGAUGUGGGCCGUGUAAGACAACUGAUAUCCCAGAACGAAAAUUUUGUCUACGAUAUGCCUCGAGAUCCGGGCAAACUAGUGUUGGAAGCGAUUUGUUCGAAGUUGUGUCGAUGUAUGAGCGAUAUCACAUCACUGUUAUGUAAACUUCUUAAUACUCCUUUGAGAACAGCAAAUAAAGUUAUUGACGAUUUGGUACAGCUACAAUUUGUAUCACGGCGUGUUAACGACGAUCAGACGAUAGAAUUAGAGCCAACUCAGCUUGGAGCAGCCGCAUUAGCUUCUUCACUUCCUCCCGAUGCAGCAUUGCAAGUAUUUAGCGAUUUGGAAAGAGCACAAAAAGCGCUUUGUUUGAACACGGAGCUACACAUGUUGUAUUUGGUUACACCUCUGAAUCUUGGUAUUUGGGCAAGUGCGGACUGGAAUCGGUUACAUAAAAUCUACACAGCUUUGGGGGAUGAUUUGAUACGGGUAUCGCGGGUGGUUGGCGUUAAUGAGGGCACGAUUUUGGCUUAUAUCAACGGAAGUGGCCGGUGCGAGCAGAAGAAAAUUGUUCAUGAACGCUUUUUCUCAGCACUUGCUUUAUUCGAGGUUAUUAACGAAGCUCCAAUAGCAGAGGUUGCAAUCAAGUUUGGUAUUACACGCGGAGCUUUGCAAACGCUUCAACAACAAUCAGCUACUUACGCCGCGAUGGUUGUGGCAUUUUGUGCUCGCCUUGGUUGGGUGUAUUUGAAAGCACUGCUGGAAGGUUUUGCAAGUCGGUUAGCAUUUGGUGUUCGUCGUGAAUUGACCGAAUUAGUUCGUCUUGAGGGAAUCGAUGGAGCUAGAGCUCGUGCUUUUCACGUUGCCGGAAUUACUUCAAUUUCUCGACUAGCCAAUGCCGAUUCGAAAGAUAUCACUUCUGUUCUAACGUCCGUGGUUCCGUUUGAAAACUCUACGGAAAGAAAUGGGUUGGGCGAAUGGCUUUUUGGAGGCGGUCUCAUGAGAUUAGAAGAAGCGGUUACCUUGUUGAUGGAACGUGCGAAUCAAAUAGUUACGGAUCAGAUACGGGAACUCGGCUUACUUCCAGAAUCGCAAAUUCGCGAAAUAAAAACCCGAGGAGAAAAACGGAUGCUGGCUCAACAAAAUCAGAUUUCACAAGCUGUCGCCGAUGCAAUUCAGAUUGCCACACAGUGCCCAAAGCCUAUAAAUGAUUCGAUGGAGUUUGAAUGGGAUGACCAGAAAAAUUUGGAGGGAAACGAGAAGGAAAAUACGUUUAAUAUUGCUCCGAAUGCUUCCAUUAGCGCUUAUUCAGUGGAAAGAGCACAAAAAGAAAGGAUUUCAAAGUUCGAAAAUACUGAAGCUGAGAAGGAUGAAGAAGAAAACUAUUCUAUGAACGAUGCCAGCAACUUAAGUGUAAACGAGAAUAGCAGCUCAUUUGAUUUGUUUUCACAGUCAGUGGCAAAUUUGACGAUUGAUGAAGAUCAAGGUAAAAGGAUUCAAGACAACUCUUAUUCACCUUACGAUCCCAAAAGGCGAAGCUUUACUCCGAAGAUUGAAGGAAACCUGUUAUCAGAAAUUCGACAAACUCAACUUGCUCUACUUGGGGAAACGGAAGAUUUGGAAACGACUUUAAACCAAGUAAAAUGGCGAGGCGAUUUAUUUGUCGUGAAUCAGGAGCGACCUGAUCAAUCUUUAAUUUCCGUAUACGCAAACGAGCAUAUGGGCGAAGACAAUCUUGUGGAUUCAUUUGAAUUAUCUUUUGACACGAUUUUCAAAGCGUCGAAAAAAAACAGGCGAUCAACACCUAAAAAUCGAGAAGUUUUGAGACGGAGCCUUUUACUGAAACAAUUGCCACAAGCUAAAUCAAGAUGUUCAUUAAAUAAAUCAAAUGAUGAAACUUUCAUUUCAACAAGAUCAAAUCUUUCUUCAAAUCAUAAUGGAGCGGCUGAUGAACGGGAACUUAACGAUAGUUGCGAUCUUUUUGCCUCCUCGUUCUCCACUAUAGAUUCACCGAGGAACAAUCUUGAAGCUCAAAAGCCUGUAAAGCGAGUUUUCAAUAAAAUGGGAUUACCGCAUUCUCCAAGUACUUCCAGUCCGGUGGCGAAAAUCUCAAAAACAGCAAAGAUUAUAGAGCCGAAGGCGGAAUCUGAAGAUGAUUUGAUUCUGAAAAAUUGCUUGACAAUCGAAAAACCCAAAAUUGAGGACGUUUGCAGCUCAAUAGAAAAGUGGAGGAAAUUUUCGAAUGGUUCUCAAAGUUGGCGUGAAUGUGGUUUAGCUUACGCUUAUAAGCAAAGUGGUGAAGGAGAGGUUAUCACCGGUGUAGCAUUAUGCCCAGGAAAAGAAAACAUAUUAUGGAUCUCGCUUUCUGAUGAUGAUUUUAUUGGUAAUGCCGACGAAGAGUUGCUAGCCCCCACAUAUACACAAUUGGAUAGCAUUACCGUAAAAGAAAGAAUUUCUGUUUUGAGUUGUAUUUUAAGGACCUGCCCACGGAUAUUUGUGUUCAAUUUAAUGCGAAUAACAAAAGCCGCUUUGCACACCGGUCACCAGCUACAGAUUGAAAAUCCUUUAGAUGUUGCUUAUGCUGCAUAUUUAUCCAAAUCUCGAUCAGAAGAUGAGACUUUUCAAUUUGCUCAACUAGUCAAAACAUACGCGAGGACUCUGUUUCCAAUACUGAAUUUUAACAACUAUUUAAAGAGCUCAAUUAGGAUAUUUUCCGCGUUUCAGGCAUUAGUUCUUGGUGGAUUCUUCUGCAAAUUUCAAAAGGAGGCAAUUCUACUACACAACAAAACAUGCUUUACACUCGAAAUGAAAGCACUAGCGGCUGGUUCACGUUUAACUGCUCGUGGAAUUUAUUUUGAUAAAGCGCUCUGUAAAGAAAAGUUGCCGCAAUUGAGGAACCGGCUUGAAUAUAUUUCAAAACGUUGCAAUGAAUAUGCUGGACGUUCUAUCGACGUUGAAUCACCACGAGAGAUAGCCAAAUUGUUGUUUGACACUCUACAAAUACCAUAUCCGGGAAAGAAAACCAAGCGUGGAGAGCGAUCGACGUCCGGUGAAAUACUCAAGAAAAUUAUCGAAAAGCAUCCUGUUCCUGGACUCAUCAUGGAACAUCGGCGUAUAUGUUCUAGCAUUGCGAUGCACAUGCGACCCAUCAUGAACAACAUACCAUCUUCAUCAACAGUACAUCCGAGCUACGACUUUUUGACGCUGACUGGCAGAAUGCUAACAAAUCACCCAAGCGUCCAAACCGUAACGAAAGAGAAACUUUUUGAGGAUUUUGGGAUGCGUGACUUGUUUAAAGCAAGACCAGAUUAUAUACUUGUGUCUGCUGACUAUUCGCAAUUGGAAUUUCGAAUAUUGGCACACAUGAGCCAGGAAACUACUCUAUGUGAAGCUUUUCGAGACAGAAACAAAGAUAUCUUCAAUGAAAUGGGUAUGGAGAUGGGCUACUCACGAAAUGAAGUCAAAGUGCUAUGUUAUGGUAUCAUUUACGGAAUGGGGGCCGAUGCUUUAUCAGAAAAGCUAUCUUGUACAAAGGAUGCAGCUCAAAAACUAAUCAACGCAUUUUUCAGCAAUUAUAAAAAAAUAAGCGCCUAUAUACGUGAUAUCAAAGAAAAAUACGCUAACAAGCAGUCCGAUGGCAAAUUUGUCUCGACCAUUUUGGGGAGAAAACGCUACUUCAACGUACAGAAAGGAACACAAACUGAGAUUGCAAAAGAUCAACGACAAAGUAUCAAUUUCACGAUUCAAGGGACAGCAAGCGAGGUUUUGAAAAAGGCUCUCUUAGCCCUCGAAGAAAAACUUAAAGAUAUACACGGCCAUGUGAUACUGACGAUUCACGAUGAAGUGAUUUGUGAAGUCCCGAUAAAUGCAAAGGAGCGCGCCCACAAGAUAAUUCGAGAUUGUUUGGAGAAUUCACUGAUUCUUACGAUCCCACUGGCCGUGAAAACUGCCGAAGGAUUUGCGUGGGGUAAGCUAUCC